Messenger RNA from Cylindrotheca closterium, 468 nucleotides. NCBI's taxonomy places the organism in Eukaryota, Bacillariophyta, Bacillariophyceae, Bacillariales, Bacillariaceae. The record is from the annotation of a GenBank genome assembly.
AUGACGGAGUCGGAAACCGUCGGCGCCAGUGACUGUCUUGGACAAACUAUCUGGACUAUGAACUUCCUGAAACACCAGGGCAUACAUACGCGCAGGAGAUACUGUUAUCAAGAUAAUGAUCGCAUUAAGAGAGGCGACAUCCACCUGCUCUAUUGUCCCACGGCGGACAUAGUGGCAGACUUUUACUCCAAGCCACAACAAGGCAGCUUGUACAAGCGCUUCUGCGACAUGGUAAUGGGCAUGACUCCAGUACCGCCCGUGGAAGAUCCCUCCUUUACUUGCCCGACAUCUCAGGAGCGAGUUGGAAGUAGUAUUUUUGGAGCUGGCGGACAACGUACGGACGGCGAGAAUAUGACCAAAAUGGCCAGACCAACGGUGACAUGGGCAGACCGCGUUCGCGGUUUUGCUGGUGGGAUUGCCAGACCAGAGUUGCUUGGUCCCGCGCAUGAAAAACUAGUAAAUAGGUAA